UUAUUUUAUUUUAUUUUACACCAUUUUCCCCUUCUCUACGGAGGAGAGUCCCGAUUUUUUUUUGGAUUUUUUUCAUUCAUUCGGGUUCAGACUGACUUCGGCUGAAUGGCUAUGAUCGAGGGACCAGUCAUAUUUUCGCGUCAUUCAUAGACAUUCUGCAUCGCAUUAAUUCGACCCUUUUUUUUUUUUCCCUCUCCAACCCACCCCUGGCGGGUAAGUGACAAGGAUUCCAUCGCUCGAUUAUGAUGAACGCUUCCCACUCGUCGGCCGCCAGGCUUAGCGACGUGGAAAGCACUCGCUGGCCAUGGCCAAAGUGGAGCACUGGACUUGAUGCCUUUUGUGACUCUGCGAAAAAGGCGAUUCGCAGGAUUGGAAGUAAAUUACAAUUGGAGGAAGAAGAGGAUGAGGAGGAGGAGGAGGAGAAGGAGGAGAAAGGGUAUUUCCGUCCUUUCUCUGCUGCGUCUCCCACUAAAAUUCGUUUAUCCCCGUACGACCUUUCCCUUGGCGGUGUUGGCCGGGAGGAGGAAGAAGAUUUUCAAGAAGGUGGUGUGGGUGACAGCGACAGCGGGGGCUCUCUCUCGCACGUUUCUGUCUCCACCAGCUUAGAACAUAACUACGGUUAUACUCAUCGACGAGUAGAAAACACACAUCGGCCUUAUCCCGACGAAUUAUACCCAGGAAAAGGCCCGCCAUCCACUAGGAAUACAUCGCCUGAGAUUGACGUGGUCGCGUAUUUCACCGGGGACGAAUAUAACGACGGCGAGGGGCACGAACGCUUAUACGAAAACCACCGUGAGGAAUACUUUGUGAACUGCGAGGCUCGAGGAAGGUCACGAAAGAGAAUGGCUGGCCCCAUUGUCCGCACCUCAUCCCCAUCGCCGGUCGCUAAGGAGAGGAAGAAGUCAAAAUCUUCGAGGAGGAGAUCAUCAUCGCAUGAGGGGGAGGAUCCGGCUGAGAGAGAACGGAGGAGGGAGGAGCGAAGGGAGCGAAGGAAGCGAAAGGCUGAAAAGGAGGGGAAAAGAGCUCGCGAUGCGAGAGAGUCCGUGGAUGAGGCGGGACGGCGGGAAGGAAGAGAGAAAAAGGAGAGGUAUCGACAAAAGAAAGAACCAUCUCCACUACCGCCGCCCCAACAGCAACUGGCAUCAAAGAAAGUGGUCGAAGUUGUUCGGAAAGAUAAAAAGAACCGUUAUUCUGUUGAGGAUGUCCUGGGUAUAUCCAGGUUUGUUCUAGCGCCCUAGCCGAAAUUUCGUCCUUGCUGAUGUUUUUCUAGUUCACGAUCACGAUCCAUCAGUCUAAGGCGACCCAGAAGGGUUCGGUCGAAUCAUUCUCUGCGGGCGACUAGGUCGGACGCACGGCUACGACCAGACCCGCGAUUAAAAGUCGCCCCUGAUGGGAUCCAUAGAAAUAGUACUAGGCCGGCUAAAGAUCUGUCAAAGCUUGCCCCUGCAACGAGCACGGGCCAGCGACAUCACAAACACCACGAUGAUCACUCAACUCCAGAACUCAGAGCUCUUUGCCAACGAUGUACCCAGAAGAAGGAGAAAAGGGAGAAGAAGAAGCAGGCAGAACUGAAUAUCGAGAUUGUACCUGAGCCAGCGGCGGUUCCGGUUGCCGCCCCAAAGAGGGUGGAAGUUAGGAUUCAGGAACCAAAGGUGGAGAGGAAGCGCGAGGAUAAGGCCAAAGUUAGGAUUAGCGAACCGGUCAAACCGAUUUUGAAAAGGUCAAAGCAAGUAUCAGGGCUGACUGCCGAGAAGCCGGAAAAACUGUAGGUAUCUCCUUGCUGGCGAUGUUGAUACCAGCUAAGUUGGCUAGUGUCCAAUGUAUUACCUGUCUGGCCGACGACAUCCCGUACAAUGAAGCAGCGCAUCUCGCAUGCGAUCAUUCGUGGUGCCAUGAAUGUCUCAAGCGAAUAUUUACACUGUCCCUGACCGACCCGGCUCAUAUGCCGCCAAAGUGCUGUAAUGACGAGCACGUUCCUCUGAAGCAUGUGGACAAACUCCUCAGCUACCAGACGAAGAAGUUGUGGAACAAGAAGUACAUCGAGUACACUACCUCUAAUCGCAUCUACUGCCCCGAGGUGAACUGUGGCGAAUGGAUUCAGCCUAAGGAUAUUGAAGCCGGUGUCGGGAAGUGUUCGCGAUGCAAGACCAAAGUCUGCGCCUUGUGCAAUGGAAAGGCUCAUGGUGAUGGGGAGUGCCCCAAGGAUGAGGACUUGAUGCAGUUUAUCGAGACGGCCAAGCAGAAUAAGUUCCAAAGAUGUUAUAGCUGUAGGGCGGUAGUUGAGCUGGAGAGGGGCUGUAAUCACAUGACGUGGGUUUACCCCGCCCUUUGGAGUAUGCCCUAUACUAACGAUUAUCUUAGUUGCCGAUGCACAGCAGAGUUCUGCUACAUUUGUGGUGAGAAGUGGAAAACGUGUAACUGCCCCUGGUUUAACUACGAGCCUGAAGAAGACGACUAUGUCGUUCCCAUCUGGAACCCCGACCAACCUCCCCCACCCCUCCCUGCAGAGUUCGCCGAGCGGAGAGAACAGCGCGCUCGUGCCCGCGAAGAACAGCUCCGUGCCGAUGAAGAGUUUGCUCGUAGGCUAGCGCAGGAGGAAGGAGCCCGUGCACCGGUAACCCCAGGAUAUAGUGAUGAAUACUACCUCCCGAGCCCGCUGCAAAUAGACGCACUCGCCACCCUGGGCACGAUCGGCACGGGGCUACGGAACGGCAUCAGGAGACUAGCAGCAGACUAUGUCCAGGCAACGCAGGCCGCGCGUGAUCCAGCUCCCUCUCUCACUCUCACACCAACCCGUGUUCCCCGGCUCCAACAACCACCCCGUGUUGAGCGGAGGAGAACAGAACCCCCACGCAUUAGACACAACCGUAGCCGCGAAGAGAUCCGAGAGAACCUCGUCAAUCUCCUUCAAGAGGCGGAAGAGCUCGAGCCCCGCCCUUCCCCCAUACGUGUGGAGCCAGAGCCACUCCACCCGAAGACCCCACAACUCCUCCUCCUUCCCGCCCCACCGGCACCAGCACCAGCACCAGCACCGCCACCAAGCCGCUACCUCAGCGAAGCCCGCCAAGCACAUGUAGAAGAAUACCUCCGCAAUCUAGAAAUCCCUGAGCCCGAGCCCGUCAGCCCAAUAUACGAGGAGUCACGCAUGCAGUUGUCCCGUCGGAGAAGAAACCACAAUUCUGCAGCAGAAUACGAUCUCGAUAUUGAUAGGAGAGAACUUAUUGAUGCGAGUUUCUGGCGCGCACCCGCACCCGCGCCGAGGGAUCCUGUCGCUGAUUGGCGUCCGAGAGGACUCAACACUGGCCGUCUUGGUCUCAACGACCCUUGGCAUCAACACCCGGCUCAUGCGCACCCCAUGUUCCGCAGAGCCAUGACGACUGGUGAGGUCCCCAGACGUUGGGGAGCUGAAAGGAGGGGAUACUAG
Molecule: messenger RNA, 3424 nt
Organism: Tuber aestivum (summer truffle)
Lineage: Eukaryota; Fungi; Ascomycota; Pezizomycetes; Pezizales; Tuberaceae
Source: the annotation of a GenBank genome assembly